Molecule: messenger RNA, 381 nt
Organism: Trypanosoma cruzi
Lineage: Eukaryota; Euglenozoa; Kinetoplastea; Trypanosomatida; Trypanosomatidae
Product: tubulin binding cofactor A-like protein, putative
Exons: 1
Coding region: 1-381 (126 amino acids)
Biological process (GO): tubulin complex assembly; post-chaperonin tubulin folding pathway
Cellular component (GO): cytosol; microtubule cytoskeleton
Molecular function (GO): beta-tubulin binding
Source: RefSeq, a predicted model, not a curated record
AUGUCUACAGAUAAUGCUGAUGGUGGUAACCGUUUUAUUGGGCGCACCAAGCAGGUAGAGGAUCCUCUUGUGAAGAGUCUGAGAAUCAAAGUGAACACUCUUAAGCGUAAUUUGAAAGAUUUUGAGUUUGCUAAGAAGGAGGUCAUUCGUGAAACGAGUCGUCUGGAAUCCAUUAAGGAAAACAAUCCGGAACGUGUGAAACAACAGGAAGGUGUUCUUGGCGAGGCACAGAUGAUGGUUCCCCAUUCGGAGAACAGGGUGAGAACUGCUCUGAAAGAUCUUAAAGAAUUUUUAAAUGAGGAAGAUUUGGGUAGCAGGGAUGGCGAGCUGCUACGGAGCGCACAUGAAUCAGUGGAAGAGGGGGAACGUGUAUUAUCUUAA